Metopolophium dirhodum (rose-grain aphid) is the source of this 3181-nucleotide messenger RNA. RefSeq names its product ataxin-2 homolog. Gene Ontology annotation, molecular function: chitin binding. The coding region runs from base 730 to 2751 and encodes 673 amino acids. Gene Ontology annotation, cellular component: extracellular region. The record is from RefSeq and is a predicted model, not a curated record. The transcript is spliced from 7 exons. NCBI's taxonomy places the organism in Eukaryota, Metazoa, Arthropoda, Insecta, Hemiptera, Aphididae.
GUUACGCGCACACCGUCGUCGUCCCGCCGUCAAAUCAGCCGCGGCAGUGCUCUCUCAGUGUCUGUUCGUCGAUCACACGCAAUAUACGACGCACGCACCGCGGUCGUCGGCUGUUCAACCAAUACCAUUAACAAUAAUAAUAAUUAUUAUUAUCAAUCGUAAUAAUUGUAAUAUCGCAACCGUCGUUUUACCCGUCGCCCGUGAUUGUUACUCGUCCUGUUUGAAAUAUACAAUAUUAUUAUCGUACAACUUGGCUGUAUAACAGCGCGACGCGUAUAGGCGACGACACCGCACGACGACGUCGUAUGUUUGUUUGACGAUAGAUCUUAAUAUUUAUAGCGACGCUCGUUCGGGGUGUGUCUACGUUUUUCAGUCCCGCGGUACACCUACGCGAUAUUGCCGAUAUUGACUUCUAUUAUAGUUAUUAAUAUUAUAUAUUUCUACGUUGAUCAGCCGACGAAAACCGCGACGUUUCGGUACUAACGCCGCCGAGUCGUUCGCGUACACCACGCGGGUGUUGCACGUCCGUCGUAAUCUUCGCGAGUAAUGCGCACUGCAGACCCGUGACCACUCGCGCGACGUGCUUACACAUUCAUAUGUACCUAGAUUACGUCCGCGGAGAACGCAAACCCGCACGACGACCCUGUUGACCGUCGAGGUCCAUGCGACCCUCUUGCACGCGCCGCUCCGAACGUCCACUGUCCGCAGCACGUCCAGGAUCUCAUUGAAAUGAGACGGCUCAAAAUUAUAUUCAUUUGUAAGCUGACGAUGUGUUUACUGACAUGGUCCUUAUUUGUAGCGGAGUUAGAUGCGCUACGAGGUUCUGCUGUUGUACUUCAAGCCAAAGCGAAAGCAGACAAAAAAAUUUCGGAACCGGAUGAAGCAAUCGACGUGGACGAGGAUGGGGAACCUGUUGCGGUCGAGUUGAACGUAACCACGACCACUAAACCCACGUUGACAGGCAUACCACAGAUCGACUACGUGCACGAUCCGAACUUGCCCCGGGAACUGAACGGUUACAACUUGACGGAAUAUCCGUUCCUAAACUCGGUGCCCCCGGAUAUCGAAUUCAAAUGCGACGGACUGCACGAUGGUUUCUACGCGAGCAUGCCUCAUAAAUGUCAGCUCUACCAUCACUGUCUGUUCGGCACGAGGUUCGACUUCCUGUGCGCCAACUACACAGCUUUCGAUCAAAAGACGUUCAUUUGCCAUUUCGUGUCCCAGGUGGACUGCCCAAACUCGGCCAAGUACUUUAGCAGAAAUGACGCGCUGUACAAAGCCGCCGAGACGACGACGCUGCCGACGACCACCACGUCCACGACGGCCGCGCCGCAGCAGCAACAGCAACAGCAACAGCAACAGCAGCAGCAGCAGCAGCAACAACAACCGUUCUACCCGCAGUACCAACAGCAGCAGAUGCCGUACGAAGGCCGCAGGGCCAUGCCACCGGGUUACGCGCAGGGCCGAAAGCGCAGGCCAUCGUACCGGAGACGUAGGCCCGUUUACGAGUACUAUUACGUGGACGACUACGAUGACCAGCAGGAGUACUACGACGAUAGCGUCGAGCACAUGCCGGUGGCCAAAAAACCCAUAAGAAAACAUUCUAGGUUCAACAAUUACAAGCAGGCCGACUUAGAAGCCGAUUACCAGGAUAGCAGUUCGGAAUCAGAUGCGCCGCCGAGCGGUAACUUUAAACAGCACAGAGGACAACACGCGCAGCAGCAACACCAGCAGCAGCAACAGCAGCAGCCACGGCAACAGCAACAGCCGUCGUCGACCGCAGUGACGAAGAACGUGUCCAAUCAGAUAUCUUCGGUGUACGACAAGCCCAGGGCCCCGCCCAAGAUCCGCCGCCCGGUGCCCAUCAACGAACGGGAUCGAUACGAUUACGUAUCGAAGUCUGGCCCACAGCCGGGUCCGUCGGCGGACGCGGCUCCCGCGUCCACCACCACGGCCACCAGCACCACCACCAGCACCACCACAGAAGCCGCGCCGACAAAGUCGAGCUCCAGGGGCAGAGAGCCGCCACCACGUCCGGCCGCCACCGAAGAUCCGGUCGAGUAUUACGACGACGACGAGGAAGUGGUGGCAGACGACGAGUACGCCGCGGAACCGGAAGUACCCGCCGCGGUGAAAUCCGCAGUGGUCUCCGCCGCCGUCGCCUCGAAACCCGACCAGGCCGUCAAGCCGGUCAAGGCUGCCGCCAGGACGGCCGUGGUGGUCGAUUAUGACGCGGACCGCGUACGACGCCCGUCGGCCGCGACGGUCAGGUCAAAGCCGGGCAGGGCGCCCGCAACAGUUGCGCCGCAACCGCAGCUGCCCGCGGCGCCGAGGAAGAGGCCGGUGGCCGACGAUUACGAGGACGAACUUCCGGCGGCGGCCACGCGGCAGUCCAUCAACGCGGCGACCAAGCAACGAGCGUCCGGCCCGUUCCUGAUGCGGACCUCGAAACCGACCAAAGUCAGACCGACGCCGGCCGACGAAUACGAGGGCGUGGACGAAUCGGCGGCGGCGGCGGAGACGGUCUACCAACAGCAGGCCAGGCAGCCGCAGCGCGUGAGUGUCAGGCAAGUGAUGGGCGCUCCGCACAACAACAGGCAGAGGCCGCAACAGCAACUACAGCAGGCCGCCGCAGACCGUCCGCAUGCUCAGCAGUACAACAACAAGCACGUGAGGGCGACGUCCGCGGCCAACAGGAGGCCCAUGCGGCCCGUCUACGAGUACGCCGACGAGUACUACGAUGACCAAUAAUGAUAAUAAUAUUGACGACAACGAUUAUAAUAAUGAAACGAUAUAUUAGCGUACGGCCGUCGUACGAGUUGGUUAUAAAAUUAUGUAUAGGUAUUGUUUAUAGCAGUGGCUCUGGCGGUACAGUUAUAUUGUAAUUAUGAUUAUUAUUAUGUUAUAAUAUUAUUAUUAUUAUGCGUAUGACGACGGAUUUUUUUAGCAAGACGACGGAAAAAGCGUAUAUUAUUAUUAUGAUUUAUCAUCGUGCGUCGGACACGCGUUAUUAUAUAAUAGACAUAAACGAAAUAUUAUUAUUAUUACCUAUUAUAUAUAUAUACAUAAUAUAAUAUAUAAUAGGUACCCUAUAUACAUAUAUAUAUAUAUACUGUACUAUGCAAUAAGUAUAUAUUAUGAUUUUGUGUAAUUAAUACAUAACAAUAAUUUUAUUACCAUA